Molecule: messenger RNA, 1787 nt
Organism: Pseudophryne corroboree (corroboree frog)
Lineage: Eukaryota; Metazoa; Chordata; Amphibia; Anura; Myobatrachidae
Product: histone-lysine N-methyltransferase SETMAR
Exons: 2
Coding region: 263-1141 (292 amino acids)
Cellular component (GO): nucleus
Molecular function (GO): histone methyltransferase activity; protein binding; zinc ion binding
Source: RefSeq, a predicted model, not a curated record
GUCACCAGUGGGGGCCCUGCAUUGCACAACAGUCACCAGAGGGGGCCCUGCACUGCACACAAUGUGUGUUUUAUUAUAUAUUGAUAGCAGGGAGUCUGAUCCUUACUGACGGCUGAUAAGUGACUCGGGCAUGGUGGGACUUGUAGUCCUUCUAUAAUAAUCCCAGGCUGAGUCAGCAGGAGGAAGUUCCACGUGUCACCAGCAGAGGGCGCCGGAGACCGGCAGCGAGCAGACAGGCGGCAGAGCAGCGCUGCGGGGAGUAAUGCCGGCCAUGAGCACCGGGGAUGUGUGCGCCGGACAGGAGGCGCUCCCGGUGCCGGUGUGCGGACCACGGGCGGAGCUGCCGGUCUUCCAGUACACCCCAGAGCUGAUUGCUGGCCCCGGAGCUGAGCUGGACCCAAGUGAAGUCACAAUCCAGGGGUGCGACUGCCAAGGAGCGACCUGCGUGCCAGAGGAAUGCACUUGUCUGCCCGAUGGCGAGAACUAUGCAGACCGCAGAUUGCACAGCAGCCAGAAGCCCGUCCUGGAAUGUAACAUCCUGUGUCACUGCGGGGAGUCGUGCACCAACCGGGAGACUCAGCGGGGGCUGCACUUCCAACUGCUACUGUGCCAGGUGCCGGGGAAGGGAUGGGGCCUGCGCACGCAGGAGGAGAUACCCAGCGGGCGCUUCGUGUGCGAGUACGCGGGAGAGGUGCUGGGUCAGGACGAGGCCCGCAGCAGGAUCCAGUCACAGGACCCUAGCGCCAGCAACUACAUUAUCGCAGUGCGUGAGCACCUGCACAGCGGCCAGGUCCUGCAGACCUUCGUGGACCCCACGUACAAGGGCAACCUGGGCAGGUUCCUGAACCAUUCGUGCCAGCCCAAUCUGUUCAUGCUGCCAGUCCGUACCCACUCCAUGGUCCCGAAGCUGGCACUCUUUGCGGCUCGCGAUAUACGGGCCGGGGAGGAGCUGUGUUACGAUUACUCAGGGAGGGCUUUUAACCUCGGGGGAGAGACUCAGGAUGGGGACAGGGGAGGAGAUGAGGGGGGCAGACGCUCGCGCAAGAGGUGUCGCUGUGGGACUGCGGCCUGUUCUGGGUACCUGCCCUUCGACGGCUCUCUGUACCAAGCAGACGUACAGGAAGCCUCUGCGAGCUGCUGACCGGACCUGUCUCUCUACCAGACCUCUGCUCCGGCCUGUACGUGCCACGUUCUUAUGUCUCUCGUCAUUGGCUGUCCGUGGCUCUGUAGUUGUAGUGGAAGGCUGGCAGCGGCAUUCUGGGACUUGUGGUACUAGAGUGACUGUAAAUGGACCAGUUUUGUAUCGUGCGGGGUGAUCCAGUGUGCAGACAUAACUUCCUCCAUGAAGCAGUGAGAGUGCAGAAGUUGCCCAUGGCAACCAUUCAGCUGCUCCGUACAAUUGUAUAGUAUGCAAAUUAUAAAUGUUACUUCAGUGCUGAUUGGUUGCCAUGGGCAACUUCUCCACACUUUUCACUGCUUCAUGAAUAGACACCUUAAGGGGGGACAUUUUACUAAGCAGUGAUAAGAGCGGAGAAGUGAGCCAGUGGAGAAAUUUCCUCAUCAACCAAUCAGCAGCUCUGUAUCAUUUUAUAGUAUGCAAAUUAUAGAUGUGACUUCAGUGCUGAUUGGUUGCCAUGGGCAACUUCUCCACUGGCUCACUGCUCCACUCUUAUCACUGCUUAGUAAAUGUCCCCCUUACCUCUGUGCCAGUGGUGGCUGGGCCCGGGGGCUUUUAAGGGGAUCCGGUCUGAAGAUCGACAGUGUCUAGGUCGACAAUGUUUAGGUCG